AUACUUAAAUAAGAGCGAGAGAUGAGAGAGAAACCUAGAGUCAGAGAACCUUUUCUCCUUCACAACCCAAAUCACCGAUCUUUGGCAGGGGGUCUUCCUCCUUCAGAGAUUGGUGGUAAACCUGAGUGGCAACCGGCGAGGGAGAGAACCAAUCAAAACCAGAAACCAAAUAAUUAGAGAAGUGGAUACACGAGUGCAAGAAAAGCGGACAGAAGAGAAUGGAUGAUUCAGGAAAAGAGAAGGGAUGGGUACGGUAAAGGGAUAUUGAAACAGGCUACCUCUUUUUUCAUUGCAAACUUCCCUGAGGAGUGGAGGCCGGAAGAUAUGUGGAAGGAGUUUAAGAGGCUUGGUAGGGUGAUUCACAUUUACAUAGCAAACAAGAGGGAUAAAUGGGGCAGAAGAUUCGGCUUUGUAAGAUAUUUGGAUGUUAAAAUUCACAGGGAGAUGGAACUGAAUUUAAGUAGAAUAAAGGUGGGCAAGUGGAGACUUCAAGUGAAUCUUGCAAUGUACAAUGAGGAAAAUGGAUCGGUGGGGAUGAGUAGGAGAGAGAACAAUGCAAAAGCAGGCUCUAGUAAGCAAGUGGAUCCAAAUGUUGUAGGAAAAUCCUAUGCUAAUGUAGUAAGAAACAACAAGCAGGUGUUUGAAAGGAAUGAAAUGAUGGGAAAAUGUUGGACUCCAAGGAAAAUCCAUAAGGAAAAGAAGGAGAUGUCUGAGAUGGGAGAGUUGCAAGCACUUGAUGAGCUGAAAGACAAAAUCUUGAUUGAAGGUUUCUUCUCAAUCAACAUUGUUCUAAUGGGGGGAAACCUCGUGCUAAUAUACAUUGAGGAUGAUGGAGAAGUAACGAAUUUCCUCAAGGAAGGCGGUGAAUGGAUGGCAAAUGUAAGACCAUGGGGUAUAAAAGACGUGACACAAAAGAGAUUCACAUGGAUCCGUUGUCAUGGGGUUCCUUUGAAUAUAUGGAAUGAGGAGAACUUCAUCAAGAUCGGAAGUGUAUGCGGACGAGUCGUUUUGGUAGACCAUAAUACAUUAUCCAAAAAACGAAUGGAUGUGGGCAGAAUCCUUAUCUCUAGAACAUCAAUAGAAAACAUUGUUAAGAUUCUCAAGAUUAAAGUGGGCAAUGAAUUCUUCCAACAUAGCAGUUCAAAAUGGGAUGGUAUGGAUUUAGAAGAGCUGGAGGAAAAUAUUCAAGAAACUCAAGCAGAAAGUUUUGUCUUGAAAGAAAGAGGUAUGCUGGAUAGGGAGGCCGAUUUCUCGUCGGCGGUAGAUGGCAAGAAGAUGAUCGUUGUAGUUGAAAACACAUCACAGUCAGAAGGGGAAGUAGAAAUGGUGGCUGACUUGAUUGUCGAAACCAAAGAAGGAGUGGCCUACAACUGCCCAUUGAUGAUGCUAGCCACUAUGCCUAAGGAACCUAUGAAUGAGGUUAACUUCCCAAUGGAGAAUGGAGACGAAAAAGCAAAAAAUGAAGAAAAGAUUGAAGCAGAUAGAGCUAGCAACAAUGAGCCCCAUAUAAGCCCAUUUGGUUUAACUCAUAGUGAGAUUAGAGGAAAAAUUGAAGAAAGGUUGAAGAAGGGUAAAGGGGCACGAAAUAGAAAGGUGAGGAGCAUGACAACAAAGGUGAUAAGUAGAUGCAAGAGAAUCCAUCCAGAUAAAGCCAAUGGAGUCACCUUUCAAAUAGAGCAGAAAGAAGAACUUUCAUCAAGAGAUAAUGCCAUUUCAACAGGUGGCAUCAUUAAUUGUAAUCGAAGAUUUAUGAUGAGAUCAUGGGAAGAAGAAGUGAAGGAACUCUGGGAAGUGGGGAAGAAGUUAGGUCUAGUCAGAAGGGGUAAUGAGGAGGAAAUAAUCAAGAGGUUAGCAAAAUUUAAAGAAGACAGUUGGGGUAGAUCGGUAGUGGAAGGUAUUGAAUUCAAGAAGGUGAGUGAUGGGGAUAAUGCUAUGCUUAUGGCAGAAUUUUCAAUAGAGGAAAUAAAAGACGCAGCGUGGAGUUGCGGAGGUGGUAAAAGUCCUGGCCUAGACAGUUUUCAUUUUAAUUUCAUCAAACGAAUGUGGAGUUUAUUGGAAGAGGAUAUAUGUGGUUUCAUUAGAGAAUUUCAUCACAAUGGGAAGCUGGUUAGAGGCUAUAAUGCUUUUUUCAUUGUAUUCAUUCCCAAGAAGUCAAAUCUGCAAGCGGAGGCUUUAAGUGGUCUAAUGACAAAAGUUGAGGAGCUUGGGAUUUUAAAAGCAAUUCGGGGAUGGGUUUAUAAGAAAGGUAAGGGAAGGCAAGGAGACAUUGUUUUGGGAAGAGGUGUGGAUAGGAAAUGUGAGCUUGAGGGAGAAGUUUCCAAGAUUCCCUUAGCUGCUAAUAAACAAGCCAUAAUAGCUGAGGUAGGCAGGAGUGGGGAAGGUGAAGGAAAAUGGGGGUGGGAAUGGUGUAGGACCUUAUUCGUUUGGGAAUCUAAUCUUUUGUAGUAAUUGGAAGAAAUCCUAAGUCAAGUACAUUUGCAACGAGGACGAGAGGACUGUUGGGGGGAGAGCACUGGAAGAUACUCAACUAAAGUUGCUUAUAACCAAAUCACCUAGUCACGAUUAAGGUAGGAUAUAGAUCACUUUAAGUAGAUCUGGAAUGGAUCAGUGCCCUUAAGAGUUGCAGCGUUGGCUUAGAGAUCCUUGUAUGACAGAUUACCUACAAAAGACAAUCUAGCUAGGAUAGGAGUUAUCAUGAAUAAAGAGGAAAUCAUAUG
Molecule: messenger RNA, 2717 nt
Organism: Rubroshorea leprosula
Lineage: Eukaryota; Viridiplantae; Streptophyta; Magnoliopsida; Malvales; Dipterocarpaceae
Source: the annotation of a GenBank genome assembly